Molecule: messenger RNA, 1059 nt
Organism: Beta vulgaris subsp. vulgaris (sugar beet)
Lineage: Eukaryota; Viridiplantae; Streptophyta; Magnoliopsida; Caryophyllales; Amaranthaceae
Source: the annotation of a RefSeq genome assembly
AUGGUAUGCCCUCCUCUGGAUUGGGUAGUCCAACACCCUGAAGGUAAAGAAUGGUUAAACAUUUCUGAUUUAAAAGGGGGUUACCUAAAUUCAAUAAGUGGUCUAAUACAUGACCGUUAUCGUCUUUUAAGUUCUGGUAACAUUAAGAAUUUCUUUAUUUACUUUGGUAAGUUCGAGGAUAGUUUAAGCCUUAAAAAGGCCGCAGACCUGUGCGAGGUAAUGAACAAGCUCCAGAGCCAGGGCUUUAAGAUCAACAGUGAAUUUCUUCAAUUAAUCCUCAAAUAUGAGGAAUCUUUUGUUCAUACGGGCUAUCUCAUGCCCUCCUUUCUUACAAAAAGAAACAUCAAUGAUGUCUCUGAGUUAGUUCGGAAUUUAUAUAUCGCCGCGGAGCAAAAGCUCCGUCAUCUUACCGACUAUAGCUCAUUGAUCCAGACUUUUGUCACUAACAUACAGCGUGCUCGUUACGAGCAAACGCUUAUCGAAAUGGCCUCCGCCUACGAUGGUUAUACAUUUUAUCUACCGGCAUUUCUUGACUUCCGCGGUCGAAUCUACCGCAGUGGUAUCUUGCAUUUUCACGAGCGUGAUCUUGCUCGAAGCCUCAUUCUUAUAGAAGAUAUAAGCAUCUAUGAGGAUUAUAAUCCUGAAUUCUUUGAUCAUUAUGUUCGUGCUUUUAAAACGGCUGCAGCCUACCAUUACAGGUCUUUCACUUCUGAUGAGGCAGCUCUAUGCAGGAUAUCCCAGCUAUUGCAUGACCUGAAAGGUACCGAUCCUUUAUUGAGCUCUGAGGGUACUCUUAUUGAUUUUGCAAAAGGUGCUAAACACCCCUUUCAGUUCUUGGCCAAUCUAAGGGCUAUUGUAGAGGUGGAUAAGGUUCAAAAAAAGUCUCCUUUUACUCUUGACCAAAUUCUUAGUUCUCCUAUUACCCAAGACGCCUCUGCGUCUGCAUAUCAAAUUCUGAGUUAUUUCUUGUUGGAUGAUACCUUGGCUAAGAGAACCAAUCUCAUCCCGAUGGACGGGGAUGAUCGCAUCCAAGAUGUGUAUAACCACAUUGAAAUUUAG